This is a messenger RNA of Mizuhopecten yessoensis (Yesso scallop), 5435 nucleotides long. Its product is annotated as protein zer-1 homolog. Gene Ontology annotation, molecular function: protein binding. Lineage: Eukaryota; Metazoa; Mollusca; Bivalvia; Pectinida; Pectinidae. The coding region runs from base 260 to 2668 and encodes 802 amino acids. Gene Ontology annotation, cellular component: Cul2-RING ubiquitin ligase complex. The record is from RefSeq and is a predicted model, not a curated record. The transcript is spliced from 17 exons.
AUUACUUCCGGUUCGUUGUAGCACUACAGGAACGACGGUGAUUUUACGCACUUUAUAAAUCUAAGUAGCUAACACGAGUAAUGCUAUCAAGUGAUGCGUUUAGAAAAACAUUUUUUGAUCAAACUAUCUUUUAAAUCUCUGAUGUAUUAAUGCCAUCAUAUCUACUUUUUGACGAAUUCGAAACGAGCGACAACUGUCAAAUAAUUCACUGACAGGCCUACUAAGGCCACUGCCGGGAUUGUGUUCUGCCUGAGCAAGCAUGACUAAUGCUUGGCCAGAUAACAAACCGGACACAUUGGAGAAUAUAUGUCUCGGUGUUUGUGCCCAGAACCAGGAAACGUUCUGUGUCGAGGAUCCAGAUGGGAAAUUGUCAAUCAGGCCAGGAGUGGAUAUCCUACCUGGUGUUGUGGACAGGCUCGUAUCGGCUCUGAAGAAAGAUGACGUACUAGACUUGAAAUGGAUUAACUUAUUCCGGGACACAUCCUUGACCAGGUUGACCCGAAUUGACCUGUCAAGAUGUAGUGUCAGUGACACAGAAAUGAACAUCGUCACCGAUCAUCCCCUACACGAGUUGAUCCUCACAAACACUGUAUUGUCAAAAAACACGGUAGAAUGUAUAAAUAAACUUUCUCGGACGUUGAGAAUUUUGAAAUAUGAGAAUAACCCACAUGAAUCAGCGACUGAACAAUCGUUCACAGGGGUCAUAGCCGAUAUGCUGGAGACUGGACAAAUCAACAAUUUUGGAGAAAAACAAUUUGGAAUAGAUUUUUUUGUUAAUACACCCAACCUACGAAUCCUGUCCUUGCGUGACUGUUAUUUUAGAGAAUUUCACCAAAGCUGUAGUCUAGAAGUGCUCCUGACUCCUCUCACCAAACUGACACACUUAGAUCUGUCCAGAUGUGUCCUGGAUGUUCAGCACCUGAAAUGUCUUGAAAAUCUUCGUAACCUCAUGUGGCUUAAUUUAAGUCACCUAAUGUUUAUGCCUGAUGAGUUGGAGCAAGUUAUAGAGCACGUUUGUAAAUGUAAACAGCUGAGGCAUUUAGAUAUUUCCUGUGAUGUCAUGGAACACCAAAAUGUGAUGCAUUAUGUGAAUGGAGACAAAUGCCUUAGAAAACUCAUGAGUUGUCUCCCUUAUCUGACAUCUCUGGACCUAUCUGGUACAGACAUUCCCAAGAUUCUGCAAGAGGAUGUCUCUCACAAACUGGAGCCCACAUCAACAAGGGUCCCUAAUAAUGAGAAGAAAUGCUGUAUCACAGGUCUUGAUGGCCGUAUUUUUGAGUUCCUGGGAUUGCUUCAUUGUCGGGAUGAUCCUUGCAAUGAAGAAAACCUUCCAGCUAAACAGGUGAGCGGUCACGCCACAGAGGAACAGGUACUUAUCUCUAUACAGCGCUACUACGACCGGGACAAUGCUCUCACAUCCUCACUCAAUUCUCUCUUCAAAAUCUUCCGGUAUUCAACAGUCAAGAAUCACUGUGCAGCUCUGGAGGCAAUUUUGCUUGGAAUGAGGGAAAACCAAAAUGAUAAACAAAUCCAAAUUUCUGGCAGUGCCUCUUUGUUUUACAUUGUGAAGGGGCCUCAUAAAGACAACAUCACUUACUUACAGAAAAGACGCCUGAUAUCCUGCCUGCUAGACGCUAUGGAGAGACAGCACGACGAGAUGACUAUGUUAAGAAAUGGCUGCUUAACCAUAUGCAACUUGUCCAUUCCUCAAGAUGUGCUUUUCUGCUACAAACGUCUAGUGAAGGUUCUGAUCGAUCUCCUGAAGAUCUCCGACCAGGAGGAGUUCAUUCAGAGGAUCAGUAUAUACCUCCUUAACUGUCUGGCCUGCCAGGUAGACGGGGACGAGAAGCGCACUGUCGGUACACUGGGUGCAGUAGAGGUGAUGUUGGACUUGAUCCGAAACAAGUGGCUUAAUCAUGUGUGUGACGAAGUAUUGGAGGUGGCGUGGAGUACCCUCUGGAAUGUCACAGAUGAAACAGCUGACAACUGUGAGAAAUUUAUGAACAGUGGUGGCAUGGACUUGUUCAAGGAUUGUUUACAGAGAUUCGUGGAAAAACCGGAACUACUCAGGAAUAUGAUGGGUCUGAUGGGCAAUAUUGCAGAAGUGAAAUUCUUACGCCCAAAGUUGAUGGACCCAGAGUACAUAACAAUGUUCAGUGAUCUCCUGGAUUCCAAGAGUGACGGUAUAGAGGUGAGUUACAAUGCAGCAGGGAUAUUUUCACACCUGAUGUCAGACGGCCCAGGUGCUUGGACGAUCAACUAUCCCUCUCGGGACGAUGUCAUCCACCGACUGACCACUGCAAUAGAGAGAUGGCCAAUCAACUCGGGCCGCAACAUCAACUACAGGUCCUUUAUGCCCAUCUUUAAGUUGGUGAAAGCAUUCGACACCUCCGCAGCUCAGCACUGGUCUGUUUGGGCUCUGGCCAAUCUUACCCUGGUCUACCCUGGGAAGUAUUGCAGCCUACUUAAGAAGGAAGGGGGAGUCGACUUGUUGGAGGAAGUGAUUGAAGACCCCCGACCAAACAAUGCAAUCCGAGCUUUGGCCAAACAGGUUCUGGUGCAAGUUCAGAGUGGGGCAGAAGCUGUGGAGACAUACAACAAUCCCGAUCAGGAGGAAGAGGCAGACGACGAUAGUCAGGAGGACAGCGAUGUCGAGAUGGACGGAUAAACGGGGGAUGGAUUCCCGUCAUCAUCAUCUUCAUUACCACAUUUGUUGUCAUAAUCGUCGUCGUUGUCAUCACCGUCACAAACUGUGUUGCCUUAUCCAUUAUGCCAAGCUUGUUGAACCACCGCCAAUGAGUUGGGAGGAGAUAGCUACUUAAACUAUCUUCAUUUUUCAUCCCUCCGUCCGCCUGUCUGUGGGUCCUUCCAUCUGUAAACAUUGUCUUGUCCUUAUAACUAGCUUACAGUUCUAGUGUAAAUUGUUGUCUUCCCUCCAGCAAUUAAGGACAAUUAAACUUUUUUUUCCAUCCAAUUUAUUUUGCAUAUUUCUUGUUCUUUUCUUAGAAUUCUAUCUGAACUUGUUCACAAUGGUUACCUUGCUUUCAAUUGCCCUCCCAAACUUUUUCUACUGGAGAUUAGUACAAGAAUUAACAGGUUUAUUACAGAUUGUACCUAGGUCUACUGUCUGGUGUUUUAGUGGUUAAGGUGUCUGAUGGCCAAUAAUCACUAGCCCUCCACCACUGGGUUGUUGGUUUGAGGUCUUCCUGGGGCAAGCAAUAAAAUAUUCCCUCCUAUCAGAGAAAAAGGUCACACUGUGGAAAAGACAAAACCUGGUGUCUUUAAAAUUGUUUAUAACUCACAAACUCAAGUUACAAAAAUGCGAUUAACCGCCAUCUAUUGUUAAAGAACCUAUAUAUAUAUAUAUUUUUUGCUUAACUCAGAAGAGUCUGAGAGUUUAUUUAUUCACAAAUAUGGUCAGUGAAUUGUGUGUAAUUCUUAGUGUGUCCAGUCCCCUGUUUACACGUCUAUAACACAGACUUAUGAAGCCUAAACUAUACUCCUGUGUUUUAUGAUAACGUACCUAUUCUAUUUUAGGUACCAAUGUACCUACGUCUCAUUGUAAAACGUUUGUAAAUACCUGUAUAGAAAAAUACUUUCCUACAAACAUGAAUGCAUACACAGUUGUAUUUUUGCUUUUCCAAUAAUGUCACAAUUGAAUGUUGGUUUUGUGUGACUUCAAUGACACUUUUAUGUCUAAAGUUAUGUUUGAUUUUAAUUGUGUAUAAUUCUGAUUUAAUAAUUCAUUUUGUUUAAAAUGUAACGGCCUGAAAACAAUGAAAGUAAGUAAUUGUAACUGGGAUCAUUUUCCCACCUAUUAACAUAUCUUAAAAGCCUUUUAGUAGUGUAAUUUUAACAUGUAACAGUCAUUUGUAAAGACGUAAUGGUGUGAUGUGUUACUUACUUAUAUUUUAUGUUCCUACGCCCAUUUAAGUAUAAGUUUGUAACAUGCUGAACACCGUCCUGGUUACUGUCAGGGUUAUACUCACUCUCGCUCUCUGCACCUCUGGAAUAUGUCAUAGUAAAAUAGAAGGCUCGGUGUGCGCCACCUGGUGGACGAGACCAGAAGACGACAGUGUAGUUGGAUCCUGUGAGGUACCUCACAAUAAUCUGUUGGUCAUGUUACCGUAAAAUUGACUGGCUUUGAAGUCAGUGUCGCUUUUCUGUAUCUUCAAAGGACAGGUAUCAACCUAGCAAUUGGUCAGGUCCCUACCCACCCCCACCCCACACCCCCACCCCCCAAUAAAAUAGCUUGUUGCAUAUGCCUUCAAUUUCGUUGUUACAUAUUCCAGAGUUACAGAGAGCAACAGUGGGUGUAAACCGCUGGAGUAGAGAGGAUGGCUGAACAAUUGUAAACCUGUUUGAUGGUGUUGUAUCAACUAUCAAAAAGAGGCCCAAUGAGCCUGAAUUCCUUACCUGGUAUUGCUAAACAAGAGGCCCAAUGAGCCUGAAUCGCUUACCUGGUAUUGCUAAACAAGAGGCCCAAUGAGUAUGAAUCCCUUACCCGGUAAUAAUCUCAAGUUGAUCAAGUUUAUUUUUCAUGGACAGUAAUAACCAGUAGUUAAUAAUUGUUCAUACUUGUGUAGUGUAAAGAUAUUCCGUGUGAGUUACAUCCUCAAGGUUCUAAAUAGGAAACUGAUGACAUGCAGCAUUUAUUACAAUGACAUGAUACUUUGUAGUUGUGUGUAAAUGGUUACAUAGUAUGGAAAUGAAGUUCCCCAAAAUGCUUGUAUGAUACUGUAAAUGUGAAAGAUUUUGCGUGUGGAAAUGUUCAAGUUUUUCGCAAUAUAUUGUGAAAACAGUAACAGGUGAAUGUAUGUUUAUAGAUUAUACUGAUUAUAGAUAAAUAGAACAUACAGAUUUUUUCCAGUGAUAUAAUCAACUCAUUCAUCCCUGAAAUUUCAUAAUGAACUAUUCCAACCUUUGAAUUGGAAGAGAUUAAAUGUGUCUUCAAGGAUGAAUGAGCUAAAGGGUGAACCUAACUUUUGCAGUAUUUUAGUAAUGAUAAUAAUAAUAAUAAACUUCUUCAAGACAAAGGCAAAUCUACCACCUGUCAGCUCCUCUUUGCUUAAUAUACGGUAAUAACAAAAUGUCAGUAAUUCUAAGACACUGUGCAUCUCUAAUGUAAAUUAGUUUUAUUUAAAAUUUUAUCAUGUAUUAACAAAAAUCUUCAAAUGUGUUUGAAGGAUAUUUUCAAAGACAUCAGAUUCUGAUAAUCAUCUCACAAAACAAUGUAUAGUUGUGUGCUGUUAUUUUGCCAGGCAGUAGGAUAUGUUUCAAAGUUUUCACAAGCAAUUUCCAUUAUAAAGUGGACUGAAACAGGAAAAGAGUGAUCCUGCUAAGUGGAAGGAAAUUCGUUCAGAUACUUACGUGGUCUUGAAACAUGUCACCUUGCUGUAUUAUAGGAACAAAAUAAACUCAGUGUAUCAACUCUG